Molecule: messenger RNA, 2531 nt
Organism: Syzygium oleosum
Lineage: Eukaryota; Viridiplantae; Streptophyta; Magnoliopsida; Myrtales; Myrtaceae
Exons: 15
Coding region: 101-1888 (595 amino acids)
Cellular component (GO): cytoplasm; mitochondrion
Molecular function (GO): ATP binding; ATP hydrolysis activity
Source: RefSeq, a predicted model, not a curated record
UUUUUCUUCCGGUCGCAGGAAAGAGAUCGAAAUCGAAGCGAAAGAGGCGCUGCUUCGCUUCCUCUUGUCGAUCGAUCGAUCGGUCAUCAACCGGCGAGACAUGGCUCACCGAACCGUCGUGCGCCGAGCUCGCUCCGUCGCUCGUGCUCUCUCUCCGUGGCCUUCCCGCCGUGGCGCCGUCGACGACGACGUUCGCGCUCGCUUCCGCCGCGGCCUCUCCGGCUCCGAUUCUCCGAAGCGUCCAGGCCCACUUGAACAAUACAAGGAUCUCAUCAAGCAGGGAAAGCUGCAGCAUGAUUCUUACCAGGAAAGCGUAGCUAUCGAAUUGGAAAAUCUACUCGGGCGGCUGGAACAGUAUGAGAAAGAUAUGGAAGAGUAUCAUAUGAAGCUAGCCAAUUGGGAGAACAAGAGGGAGGAUGAACGCCGCAGGAUUUUGAUGGGAGAAGCAGAGAUGAAGCAGCAUGGAAAUAUAUGGUCAUCGGUCAGCAAGCAGAGAAAUAAGCUGGCUGAGAAGUGGAUGUCUCGGAAUAGGCCUGAACCAGGAGUUGGAAAAUGGGUCUCAUAUCUCAACAGAGAGAGGAAGUUGGACUCAAUUGUUGGUCGGCGUCCUACUGCACCUCCUGCUCCAAGAGGACUUUACCUGUAUGGCAAUGUGGGAAGUGGGAAGACAAUGCUUAUGGAUAUGUUUUAUAGCGCUACCGAUGGUAUUAUUAAGCAUAGAAGACGGUAUCACUUUCAUGAGGCAAUGCUUGAGAUUAAUGCACGCAUGCAUCAGAUUUGGAAGAAACAAGUAGAGGACAAGCCUUUGCAGUCCAGUAUAUCUAGCUGGAUCAUGAAUCUCCCCUUUGAUACAAAAGUUAAGGAAUGGUUGGCUGCAGAAGAAAGGUACAAGCAAGAGGUACAGAUGAAGAACAUCCUACCAGCGGUGGCAGACAUGUUUCUCAUAGAUCAGAGAGAGGAUCAUGGAGGAGCCAGUGUUCUUUGCUUCGAUGAGAUACAGACUGUUGAUGUAUUUGCAAUUGUCGCCUUAUCUGGAAUUCUAAGCAGAUUAUUGAGCAGUGGAACAGUUCUUGUGGCCACCAGUAACAGAGCACCAAAUGAUUUAAAUCAAGAUGGAAUGCAGCGGGAUAUCUUUCUUAAAUUAGUCCGGAAAUUGGAGGAACACUGUCAGACAAUUCUGAUAGGAAGUGACAUUGACUAUCGACGUCUUAUAGCAGAAAGAUGCAUAGACCAGGCUCAUUUUUUGUGGCCUUUAGAUGGCAAUGCUCAGAAGGAAUUCCAGAGGGUUUGGCAUGAGAUAACAAGCAAGUCAGGUGGACAAAUAACUUCCACGACUCUAGGAGUGAUGUUUGGAAGAACACUGAACGUUCCAGAAAGCUGCAAUGGAGUGGCACGGUUUACAUUUGAGCAUCUAUGCGGUCGGCCGGUGGGAGCUGCAGAUUAUAUUGCAGUUGCUAGGAACUAUCAUACUGUCUUCAUAUCUGACAUUCCCAAAAUGAGCAUGAGCAUCCGUGAUAAGGCAAGGAGGUUUAUCACCCUCAUCGAUGAGCUAUACAACCAUCACUGCCGCCUAGUUUGCUCUGCAGCUUCUUCUAUUGAUGAUUUAUUUCAAGGAACUGAAGAUGGUACUCUGUUUGAUUUGGAGAGCUUUCAAUUUGAGACUGAGAUAGAAGGAAGUAAACUUCGUCGAGAUGUCUUAGCAGAAGGCAAUAUGAGUUCUGGAGGUGCACCAACUGGGAUCAUAUCAAUGCUAUCUGGUCAAGAAGAAAUGUUUGCAUUUCGCCGAGCAGUAUCACGCUUAAUUGAAAUGCAGACACCUUUGUAUCUGGACGGAGUUCAGAGUUAUCAUCCUUCUUUUGAGAGACAUCGCCAAGAAUUGGAAAAUUAAAAGUAGAGUGAAUCACGAUCUUGUGAAAAGUGAUAAAACUAUUAUCGCAGUUUCCAAUUGUUCUAUUUUCUGUCUAUUUGAUGUCCAACAAAAAUAAUGUGAUGUAUUAUUCCGUUAGUGAGUGCCAGAUGAAGUCCACAAUCAAUUAUACAAAAUUUAUUCUUCGACCAGGUCUCCCCAUUAUUCAGAUGUCUUGACCUUGGCCUUUGCAAAGCAAUAAAAAAGAACAUGCCUUGGAUUCGUCAUUCUUUUUGACAGAGUGACUUGAUGGAUUCAUCAUGCGUUUUGACAGAGUAAUUGAUGAUGGAGCAUUUUCUAGAAGUUCCAUAGAUUACAUGCUGAUUCUGCUAGAGUUGAUUCAUGCCUAUUCGCUGCCUCCCUGGAUGUUUCUUGUAAUGGAAAUCUAAUAUCUUAGUCAAGACGAUUACACACUGGUGGUUUCAUGUUGUCGUGGGGCAAGUUAGAGUAACAUCUGGUAAUGUACAGGCUACAUGUGUAAAGCAGAUUCCUUGGGUAUUUAUCAUAUGAAGCUACCUUCACAACAAAAGACAUGAAGUUACUGGUGUUGUCAUCAGGCUGUUUAUGCUUAUACAGCUUGUAUGUUGAAAUAAACCUUCCAAUUUUGGCUCGCAUUCUCAUCAAA